This is a messenger RNA of Pleuronectes platessa (European plaice), 4473 nucleotides long. RefSeq names its product arrestin 3b, retinal (X-arrestin) (gene arr3b). The transcript has 15 exons. Gene Ontology annotation, biological process: signal transduction; visual perception; G protein-coupled receptor internalization. Gene Ontology annotation, molecular function: G protein-coupled receptor binding. Lineage: Eukaryota; Metazoa; Chordata; Actinopteri; Pleuronectiformes; Pleuronectidae. The record is from RefSeq and is a predicted model, not a curated record. Bases 2694 to 3848 code for a protein of 384 amino acids.
AAGAUCUUGACAACAAAGGGGCCUGAAGAGCUGUUGGGUAGACGUGGCAUGGAGAGGCUUCAUAUUUAUAUAUCAUCACCUUCGCCAAGGACGCUAUGUUUAUUGAGUGUUUGUUUGUUACUUAGCAGGAUAACCAAGAAAAGUUUUUCAACCAAUUUCUGUGAUACUACGUGGUGGGGUGUGGCAGGAGCGAAGGAACAACCCGUUAAAUUCUGGAGUUUUGUAUUUACUUUUCUUAAACGUGGCGGGAUGGUGUGUUUGCUUUGGCGAAGGUGUCCACUCACUGAGCGUCUUCCUGGUGUUUUCAGAUCAUAGCACCUCAACAGAAAGCCCAACCAGGAGACACAGCUGGGAUUUCUACUAAAAGUGAAGUAACUCCAUAUGUAAACCUUUGAAAGACUGUCUAUUCAAACCUUCACCAUAAAAAAUAAGUAAAACAGAAAAACCUACAUACGCCACAAAACCAACUUACAGUUGAAGAUAUGUGUUGUUUAAGAGAAGCACAGCAUUUCAAACUGCCGUAUUAACAGAAGCGUUAUUGAAAAAGCCUGAACACUAUCAGUUUUCAGUCAAGUCAGUCAAAAUCCUUUGUUUGGCCAAUUUCUGAUGUUACAUUAAAAAGCCUCAUGUUUCUCAUAAAGGAGCCACUUCCCCCACAUCUCAUCACCCUUUCUAAACAGUUUUGUUUAAAUUUCUCACAAUGGUGCAUACUGCAGCAGCUUUAAGAACUUUUCCUGCACUGUUAUGAAUAUUAGAGCUGUGCAUGUGAGUGUACAGCUAGAAGUUAUAUGCAGAGCACUAAUGCAGAAAUAUCGGGAAAGCAGCUUUAAUGGUUUAGACUGCUUAACUUUGUAUCUGCCUGUUAAGUCCGGGCUGUUGAUCCGGCGGAGUGAUGUGCGGCAGCGGCCUCCUGUCUGGUCAGCUUUAAACAGAUCUCCUACCCUGUCCCCGUAUGACAGUUGAACACAGGCCAAACACGAACACCCGCCAAUCGAAUUAAUUAUCUUUUACCGCCAAGGUGUGACAAGCCAUAAAAUCCAUCAUCCAGCUCCCUCAUUAAUCAAUCAAUUACACUUGGCUGAGGUUGGUGUGAAGAUCCUCCAUUGAUCCGCCAGACACAGAUUUACCUCUUUAGCUGUGCGUCAGGUCAGAGGCUGGAUCCUCCGAAGAUCACCGACAAUGGAUGUAGAUAACACAGAAUAGAAGCCUAGUAUUUAAUUUCAGAGUUUAUGUUAAAGCCACUAUUGUAAUACAGUUUAUUAUAAUGCAAACUGAAAAUGGAUCAGCCAGAGUGUCCUUGCUACAUGCUACAAAUUUGUAACAUGCUACUAAUUUGCUGAAUUAAUCUCAGUCACAACUAUAAACAGAAGAAUUGACAAGCAUGAUGGUUUUGUCAUCAUCUUGAGACUUGAUGCACAGCAGUAAGUCGGCAGCUCACUUAGAUUUCUGUAAACCUGCCGUCAGCACAGAUUGUGCACGGCUUGGCCGAUCAGCCAUCUGUCGCCCUGGCCACCAAAAUCCAACUAAUACCACUCUUCUCUUCUCUAAGCCUCAAGAAAGGAUUUCCUUGCACAUUCACAGUCUUUUUCAUGAGACAACCUUUUCGCCUCUGUGAGGUUUUUAAAAAUGUCACAGCUUGGAGGAUAUCAGUUUAACAAGUACUUCAUUCGGGUAUUUCUACCAUAAAGUCACCAAAACAGCCCCUCCAUUUUUAUGUCUUGGAGAAGUAGAUCCCCUCCAGGUCUCCUUAUGUUAGCGGCCAGUUCUAUUAGUUGUGUGUAAAUCAGAGUUCCAGAAUAAACUUUAGAUAUAUUCGCUUGUUGUUUUGUCGUGACGUUCAGAAUAAACCCGGGUUAAGUCAAAUUGAAUGUGCCUGUAGGGGAAUUUAUUAAUGUGAUAAUUAAAUCCUCAAUCCUACUCAAAUAAUAGGAAAACAUGGAGGAUGGUGUGUGUGGCACAUGUACAAGAAAAUUACUGAUCAAUCCAAAAUCCAGCAGAGGUCAAAUGACUGUCAGAGUUUAUGUCCAGGUCUUGGCCUGUUUAUUUCACACCAUAUGUGUUUGCCCCAUCUGGCGCUCACACUGCCCACAUCUCCCCGAGCUUAUUCCUCUUACGUCCUGUACGCACAUUAUUUUUACACACGCCCCCCCGGCCCAAAGCAGUAGUGUUCUAACGAAUUAAUCAGAUUUUAAGCUGAAGGGAGGGCUCCUGGGUUGGAAGGUCAGGGUAUAAAAGCCAGGAGGUGGCAGUGAUUGCCACUCACACAGCACACAGUCAACAGUGACGGAUUACAGGAGGCAGCAGAGCAGAUUCAUUGACAGAACCAAUUGAUUGGUAAGUGAGGGAUUUCUCUCGCAUUAGGAAUAGAUGGAGAGGUUAAUAACUCAAGAUAUGGUAUAAUGGAGUAUCGGAAUAUAUUAAAAAAAUUGCAGGAACAUUGGUUUUAGCCACACAGUUUAUCUGACAUGCCAAGUUUGAGACGCAUUUUCUUUCAAAAUCGGAAAGGUACUCUUUAUUGCAGGAUGUUAUUCAGAGAUUAGGACAGUCCUUAACUGAUGGAAAGUUAUUAAUUAAUAAUUCAUUAUUAUAUAACCUUCUGAAAAUGCCUCUUUAAAAUGCUACGAUAAACUCACCGAUAUUGAAAGAGAAAAUAUAACCACUGCAUCUAAUUGUCUUACUUUUAUCAGUAUGACAUGUUUUUUAUUUCAUUGUUUUCAGACUGGAUCUAUAACUUUGCCAUCAACAUGUCAAAGGUAUUUAAGAAGACCAGUGGCAAUGGACAUAUUUCUCUGUACUUGGGGAAGAGAGACUUUACGGACCAUGUGGAUUCAGUGGAAGUAGUCGAUGGGGUAGUUAAAGUGGACCCUGCUGGUCUCGAAGGCAGAAAAGUGUAUGUCUACCUCGCCUGUGCCUUCCGCUAUGGAAGUGAAGAAUUGGAUGUCAUUGGGCUGUCCUUCAGGAGAGACAUCUGGAUAAAGCGCAUUCAGGUGUAUCCACCUACAGGCGAAAGCGUCCCCAGCACACCAAUGCUGGAAUCGCUCAAGAAGAAAGUUGGAGAGCAAGGAUGUCCCUUUUCCUUCCAGAUGCCAACAAAUCUCCCGUGCUCAGUUGCCCUGCAGCCAGCGCCAAACGAUUCUGGCAAGGCCUGUGGCGUGGACUUUGAGGUUAAAGCAUACCUGGCCAACGCACCAGCUGAGGAAAUUGAAAAGAAAGACACUUGCCGCCUGAUGAUUCGUAAAAUACAGUUUGCACCAGUUAACAACAAGCCCGGACCCAAGGCGGAAAUUUCCAAACAGUUCAUGAUGACUGACAAACCAGUUCACUUGGAGGCCUCCCUUGAAAAAGAGCUAUAUUACCAUGGAGAUCCUAUAGCCGUCAAAGUUAAAAUCAACAACGAAACCACUAAGGUUGUGAAGACUAUCAAAGUCUCAGUUGAGCAGCUAACAAAUGUGGUCCUCUACUCAUCUGACACUUACACCAAGGCAGUUUGCAGUGAGGAGUCCAGUGAGUCAGUAAACGCCAACUCCAAACUGGAGAAGACCUUCGUUCUCACCCCCCUGCUGGCCAGCAACACGGAGAAGCGCGGGAUCUCAGUGGACGGGCGGCUAAAAGACGGGGACACCAACCUCGCCUCCACCACCCUGAGUGAAGGAGACAAGGAGAUGCAGGGAAUCGUUGUGGCCUACAAAGUCAAGGUGAAUCUGGUCGUGUCCGGCGGAGGCCUGCUGGGUGGCCUUACAUCAAGCGAUGUCUGUGUGGAGCUUCCUCUGUGUCUGAUGUCCCCAAAACCAGCAGGUGAGUGCAGUGUUUUAACCAAAGAAAAUUUCCUCAAACUCAACUAUAACUAAUCUGAUUAAUGUGUUUUUCUAUAUUAUGUCUUCCCUUUUUAUCCACUCAUUGCACGUGAUCACUGUCUAACGAGCAGAAGUGUAAGUAUACAGAUCUCUAUGACAACAAAUGCAUUCACCUGUGGCUGUAGUGCUUGGGACAUGCUGCUGAUACUUGUCUCCUCUGUGCUUUUUUGUGUUUUAUGAACAACAGCAAAUUGGAUUAAGGGGCCUCUUUAGUUCAGGACAGACAUCACAAUCGAGUGAAGGGAUGAGAUGUCCAGCAAGGAAAAUCCCUUCUCUGUCAGAGAACACAGAACACAAGGGAACCAAUGAAGAGAGUUACAAAUUCCCCUGGCAAAUGAACAUGUGACUGACAUCAGAUGGAUUGCCAUUGUAGUAUAGAAAUAAACAUGUGUUGUACUUUUUUUUUUCUUUUGUGAGAGGAAAUGUCCCAUUGCGUAGAUAUUAGACUUUCCCCCCUAUGUGUCAUGCAAACGGACAAUGCAGAGAGCUAUUUAUUGUUGAUGUGUUAUUGCUUUGUCACUAGAGCCAUGCAAUCUUUUUGACCGAAUGUGCAGCCGUGGGACAAAUAUCCCACAAAUACUCACUCUUUAUAGACGAGAGAAGGAAAUAAACACAUCGU